AUGGACAUCUCGACUCUCCCCAAUAACAACCACCCAGAAAAGUUCUUGCAACUGGACGUGGGGAUGUUGCCCGUGACCCAUGGAAUGUUCCAGAUCAACGCGAUUCUGACCGGACAGAAGCAGUGGCAAAACAGAGUCUACUCAGAGAGGGAAAGAAGAAGCCUGAGUGUGCAGAGGUCAUCCCCGGAGGGCAGUCCUGUGUUGGUCGACUCGGUCCUCCGCAAGCACGUCACGCCAAUCACCAUGACGCCAAAGGUCAGGACAAACCCCCUCUACUCGGACAUGAUCAUCGACAUCGCAGACAACCCAAAGUCGAAGCCCUCCUGGACCAUUCAGGAGUACGACAGACAAACGAUGCAUGGAAAUUUAGGAGACUAUUUAAAGGAGGACCCGGGAGAGCUCAAUUUUUGGCUAGAAGAGCUUUACACUCCGGGGUACGACUCCCUGUUGAGGAAGAAACAGGCUGAACUCACAAGGAAAAAGAUCUGCAAAUGGGGCUCCUACUUCUUAUUCACCGAGGCUGCCGUGGUGAUGUAG
Messenger RNA from Sardina pilchardus (European sardine), 537 nucleotides. RefSeq names its product major intrinsically disordered NOTCH2-binding receptor 1-like. Lineage: Eukaryota; Metazoa; Chordata; Actinopteri; Clupeiformes; Clupeidae. The coding region runs from base 1 to 537 and encodes 178 amino acids. The record is from RefSeq and is a predicted model, not a curated record. The transcript is spliced from 4 exons.